Echinostoma caproni is the source of this 414-nucleotide messenger RNA. NCBI's taxonomy places the organism in Eukaryota, Metazoa, Platyhelminthes, Trematoda, Plagiorchiida, Echinostomatidae. The record is from the annotation of a GenBank genome assembly.
GAGGUGGCACAUAACAUGGAAGAGUCCUAUGGUAUGUUGGGCAGUAUUUUCCGAAACGGCUCUCGACACACUUUCUUCUCGUCUCAGGUGCUACGAUUUGCCGACCUAUACUCAUUCUCCUGUAUCAAUCUGAUAUUCUAUCCAUUGUGCUACAUGUUUCGUGCUCCAUCCAUGCUCAUGCCUCACGAGUCGACAGUCUCACAUGAAGAUUCCCCUCUUGAUAGUUUCUUGGAUUUGGACAGCACACCUUGUGGUUUGACACGUCGCUCGAAACAAGGAGAAGAAUUGAAAUUACCACUGAAUCACACAGCAGCUUUGUCUGCCUUGAGUCAGGCAGAUGGAAUGUGGAAUUCCAUGGAUGCAGGCUCUUCGGACGAGGCCAACGGCAAGACAGACAACGGGGAUACCGAAUAA